Molecule: messenger RNA, 2520 nt
Organism: Penicillium paradoxum
Lineage: Eukaryota; Fungi; Ascomycota; Eurotiomycetes; Eurotiales; Aspergillaceae
Product: mRNA-binding ubiquitin-specific protease UBP3
Exons: 2
Coding region: 1-2520 (839 amino acids)
Biological process (GO): protein deubiquitination
Cellular component (GO): nucleus; cytosol
Molecular function (GO): cysteine-type deubiquitinase activity; cysteine-type endopeptidase activity
Source: RefSeq, a predicted model, not a curated record
AUGAAUCACCACCUACCUGCCAUGCCUCAUGGGCAGCCGCCUAUGCCUUCCUCGAGACGCCAGCAAGAAUUUUCUUACAACUCGGUGCCUCCUAACAUGCGCUCCCCACAGUACAUGGGGUACCCUCCUCACAUGAAUGGCCACAUGCCUCAACCCUUUCCACCGCAGCAAUAUCCUUACUGGUAUCCGCCUUAUGGACAUAUGCAGGUCCCUCCACGUCCAUAUCAGCCAAACUAUGGACCGAUGAUUGUAUCUUCUUACCCUCACUCGCAGCCUGUCAUGGCGCCCACCCAUCUUCCUCAUUCAAUGCCCAUGCAUCAAAGAACUCCGACACCACUGCAACCAAUUAUGUCGCCAUCUAUCUUGCAUCCAUCGAUACAGCCGAUUCAGCCCGAAAUUCAGGAGUACCCCGUGGCUCUGCCUCACUCGACUCAAGGAUAUCCUAUCGCUUCUCCACCACCACGAUGGGAGCCAAAAGCUAGCCUGCCGCCGAAGCCCACAUUUACCCCACCACUUCCUUGGCUCUCUGUUCCAGAGCAGACCUUCCCGGCCAGAAUCCCGCGCAGACCUCGCAAGGACCGUGUUAUGCAAUCGGCGGUCGAACUUCCUACCAAAGACACAAAAAAGGUCGCCGAAAAAGAUGAAGCUCUACCGUCGUGUUCAUCUGUCCAAGAAUCUUCGGAACCCCAAACCCCAACGACUACAUUCCAACAGUCAGAUACAGACUCGACACAGCCUACCACUCCUUCGUCAGUUGCGAAAUCACAAGCCCACUCGAAAAGCUCGAAGCCUGCUCCGGUUGUUCCAGUUGUGCCCAAUGUUCCAUCCACCCCACGCCGCCAUGCCAAAGAUGGCAGUGUUGCAUCUGGAACCCCCAAAUCAACCGCACCUGCUACUCCUGCCCAGGUGCUAGAAUCGGACAAAGCUUCUUCCAUUGAAGUCAAAGCAAGCUCGCCUAUUUCUGCUGCACCCAAGUCUUGGGCCGAUUUGGUCCGCUCCAAGGCGUCAGCAAAAGCUGCAAGUGCUGCUGCUGCUGCUGCUGCUGCUGCUCUGGCCGAGCCAAACGGAGUACCUGCACAGAAGAAUGAAUCUCUUGCGCAUGUUCUGAGCACCUUGGGAGAAGAUGUUACACAAUACAGUGAUAGGAUCGCAUUCCUUGAACCUCGGGGGCUGGUCAACACUGGAAAUAUGUGCUACAUGAAUUCUGUGUUACAAAUUCUUGUUUCUUGUACCCCAUUCUACCAGUUCCUUGAUCAUCUUGGCCGACGUGCUGCCCACACCUUCCACAGUGAUCUUCCCUUGAUUGAUGCAAUGAUCAUGUUCAUGAAAGAAUUCCGUGUUAUCGAUGCGGCCACAUCGGAAGAUCAACUUCGUCUCAGAUUGAAGCCCAAUGAGUUGGAACAAUAUGGCGACGCCUUUGUUCCUGAGUUUGUUUAUGAAAUGGUCCGACAACUACCCCGGUUCAGAGAUAUGCGACGCGGACAUCAACAGGAUGCUCAAGAGUUUUUAGGAUUCCUUCUUGAGGAGAUGCACGAGGAGUGCGCUCGUGCUGAAAAGCAUACUCUCACAAAGGAAGGUGGUGAAUCUUCUGUCGAUGGCUGGUUAGAGGUUGGCCAUAAGCAAAAACCGGCUGUCACCCAACUUUCUGGCUCUCUUGCCGCUGAGUCGCCAGUCACUCGAAUCUUUGGGGGCAAGCUUCGAUCGGAAUUCAAAGUACCUGGAAACAAGACUUCUGUCACGUUGGAACCCUAUCAACCUUUGCAGCUUGACAUCGGGUCACAUGAUGUUCACAACAUUCUUGAUGCGCUUAAAGGAUUAACGAAGCCGGAAAGCAUCCAGGGUGAUUUCAACUCGUCACGCGGUCCUAACAUCACUGCGACCAAACAAAUUUUCAUUGAGACCUUGCCGCCUGUCCUCAUUCUUCACCUCAAGCGCUUCCAGUACGAUAAUGUUACAGGAGCUACCCAGAAGAUAUGGAAGAAGGUUGGAUACCCUCUGGAUUUGGAGCUUCCGCGGGAAGUUUUCCCAGCUCAUCGGCGUAAUGCCAUGGCGGCCCAAGGAGGCCCCCCCAAAUAUCGCCUCAUGGGUGUCAUUUAUCACCACGGAAAGAAUGCUAGCGGCGGACACUACACUGUUGAUGUCCGACGCCAGGAAGGUCUGGAAUGGAUCCGUAUGGAUGAUACUGUUAUUCGUCGCGUUCGCAGCGAGGAUGUGGCUGAAGCUGGUGGCGAGGAAGAUCCUAAGGUUCUCGCUGCUGCCCUUGAACAACACAAGCACAGCAAGAUCCCCAACGGCAAUAUUUUCGACCACAUCGAUCAGGAUGAGAUGGAUUCAACUGACAGCGACAAGGGAUGGAGCCAGGUCAAUGGCAAUGGCACUAGCGGGCAUUCAAGCAAGAAGUCUGUGAACGGAGUCACUCCAUCCCCCGGUCAUUCCUCAGGCAUCCGAACUCCACUGGGCCGCUACGGCUCGCGUGACAACAAAGUUGCCUAUCUAUUGUUCUACCAGCGAAUGGAUUGA